UUGCCUAAACUUUAGUGAGCAGCAGCAGCAGGUUUAGUUAGAAUGUGAGAGUGAGAGAGGAAGACAGAGGGGUGUGUAGGAGACAGGCAGCCUGCCAGCCAAAGUAUAGAGGAGAGAGAAGGGGGGCGAGAUGUGACCUAUACUCCACCGGUGGCUGCAAGGCUCUAAAACGGGGUGCAGCCAUGGGCUGCAAGGCCAGCAGAAUGUGCUGCCCUAGAUCCAGGAACAAGAGUCGUCAGAAAACAAAGGAGAACCGGCAGACCUCUCAAGAGCUGAACAACAUAGCUGGAAAUGGAUCAAGUGAAAAUUUGCAGAAAAUCAAAGACUAUGAGCAAGAAAUUAGAAAUCUCCUUCAGGCCCACUUUGAGGAGAAGAUAUCCAUUGAAGAGGCCAACAAAAAGAAGCUGGAGGAGCAGGCACAGGAGUUAAGGGAAAAGGCUAAACAAGAUGCGGAAGCAGACCUGGAAAAACGUCUUGCAGAACAGGCUUCAUGUCUGAAAGCUGAACUGGAUAACAGAUUUGAAGAGCUAAAGAAGCACUAUGAUGAUGAAAAGGCAUCUCUCAAAGAAACGUACGAAACGUUAACCACUUCCCUUCAGGAGACUGUCGCUGAGUUAAGUGGGCAGUUGGCAUCCUUCCAAGAGAAAAUGAAACGGGUCGAAGAGUCAGUCCUGAAUCAAGACUACAAAAUACACAUUCAGGAUCAUGGUAGCCCUGGUGAAUUCUGGGAACAGGAGCUACAAAGUCUGCAUUUUGUAAUUGAAAUGAAAAGCGAGCGGAUCAGGGAACAAGAAAAAAGGCUCCAGGCCCAGCAAGCUACGAUGGACAGGAAUGUUAUAUUGGAAGAGAAAGUCCACAGUCUGCAGCAGGAGAUUGAAGCCUUACGAGCCCAGGCCCAGAACCAGGCAGCAAUGACCAUCCGUUUGACAGAAGAGCUGCUGGACGCUCAGGUGGCCCUAGAAAAAGAGAAACAGCUUCACGAACAACUACAGCGUGACAAGGAGCAGCACUUUUACCGAACGGUGAACGGGGAUGGCCCACUCCCAUUUUCUCUGCCAAUGACUACACAGGACUCCAUUAAAGUGACCUAGGAGAAAGAGAUCUCGCAUCAUGGACAAAGGGUCAAAAUCCUUUUUUAUUCAGAGGACCUAAGCAAUACUGAUAACCUAAAACAUGCUAGAAAUUUCCUCUCAUGGAAGCAAUUCAUAUUUAUUUUCUUGUUUUAAUUAUUGAAACUGUAUAUACAUGUUUAUGGUAUCCAUGACUGGUAACAGUUCUUCUAUGCAAUAUCUUUUAUUUAAAACCAAAAAUGUCUA
Nanorana parkeri is the source of this 1316-nucleotide messenger RNA. It is a transcript of the gene CCDC69, whose product is annotated as coiled-coil domain containing 69. The record is from RefSeq and is a predicted model, not a curated record. Gene Ontology annotation, cellular component: cytoplasm; nucleus. Lineage: Eukaryota; Metazoa; Chordata; Amphibia; Anura; Dicroglossidae. The transcript is spliced from 9 exons. Gene Ontology annotation, molecular function: microtubule binding. The coding region runs from base 183 to 1091 and encodes 302 amino acids.